GUAUCCCUCUUAUCCUUGUCCACCCAGGAAACCCUAGCCCCCUUCUCCCAAUCGCCGCCGCCGCCUUCUUCCUCCCAGAUCCAAUCCAAGUCAGAGCCCCCGACCUCCAUCUCCAUUCCUGCGCGCGUCGGCCACCUCCCUGCGGCGGAGCUCGAUCCCGUCAGUCUCCCCCGAAACGAAACCCACACCGCCGCCGCCUUCGUCUCCCCAACCAACCACAACCCACCGGCGACCUCCUCCCACUCUCCCUCUCCCUCGCCGCCGGCGCCCCCUCGCCUCCCCUCCCGUCCUCUUGUCUCCCUACUAGGCCCCAGAUCGACUCGGCCUUCUCCUUCUCAGGCCACGACCAGAUUCGCACCGGGGUUCCCGCAUCGGCGCCGUCAUGGACCUUCCUCCUCCUUCUCCACGACCACACUGCGGCAGAGGAGUCCUCCUCCUCCCACCGCUACCGCGACCGCGCCCUCCUCCUUCCACCUCCACAUCCAUGCAUCCAUCCCUUCCUCCCUCCUUGCGCCCGAAACCCUAGUCCGCGGGCGGCCAUGUCGACCGAGCUCAGGAUCCACAGCAUCCUCUUCUCCUCCAAGAGCAAGAACAGCAACGUCUGCAAGGGUAUGCCAUGAAUCCCUUCUCUUCUUCUGGCCUUCUUCAUCUCCGCAUCUGAUUCGUGCGUGCGGCCGUCUAUGUAGUCAGUUUGCUCCCUCCGAUCUGCUCUGCUUGCGUGAAGGGGCCCGGCCAAGGAGAAGCUGCUGCUUCAGCUUCUUCCUCCUCCCCGGUGUGUGUAGGUGUUGAAGGAGUUCAUUAUGGGCAGCCGGAGGCGUACGAGUUCCAGGACAUGCGCCGCCCAUCGUUGACCUCCAGGUCAUCAAGAACGCCUGGGACGGCAAGAGCUACCUCCUCAUGCAGAGCACGUCCAAGAUGGCGAGCAGGACGAUGUACUGCACGGGAAGGAUCAAGUCUUUCGUUGUCCCCCUCGCCAACUACUCCCUCGACACCACCGCCGCUCCAGGUGAACGUUCCGAAGACCAAGAAGACCUGCAAGAACAAGGAGUGCAAGAAGCACCCUCCACAAGGUUACCUAGUACAAGAAAGGCAGGGAUAGCCUUUCUGCUCAGGGGAAGCGUCGUUAUGACCGCAAGCAGUCUGGAUAUGGAGGCCAGACAAAGCAUGUUUUCCACAAGAAGGCCACAUCUGGACUUAUUUGAUGUUCCUCCUCCGCGGCGGCCCCGCGUCGCGCGCCCCCGCCGGCAGUCUGGGCGACGGUGGACGGGCCGCUGGGGAUGCCGCUGGACUUCCUAUGACUUGUUGCUAAGAUUAACAAUUACUCUGUAGACCCUGCUGUGAUAAUACGUGUUUUAUGGUCACAGCUCAGUCCUCGGUUAUAUUUUUUUGGGAUGAAACGAUAUGUGUAAUUCUAGUGAUAUUUGGAGAUUUUGUGAUCCCUCUCCGAGUUGCAACCGGGGGCUGCUGUUAGAGGUUCAUCCGUGGCUAUUAGUCACGGUCAAUUAGAGGAACUAGUACUAGUACUACGGCGCAUCAUCAGAGGAACCAGUACUUGGGCUCUUGUUGACCUUCAAGCCUUUCCUGGCAGUCCCACAACACUACAAGUAUAACAUACCAGUACCUGUUUAGGUAGUGCUAUAGAGCGAUGUGUGUGGUUCUGUGGCACUGGCAUGCUGUAUGUGAAGACUCAAGAGUCUUCUUUUGUUGUACUUGUAGAUGUAGCGGUGUUCUUGGCACUGUGACCUAAAGCAAUCAGUCGGCCAAUUGCAGUCUUGGCAUGCUCUGUUGCUCUCCUAGUUGUUAACCUAUGUGUAGUAGUACGUAGGAAUAGAGGUAUGCUAAAUCUGGCAUUUUCAAGUAUGCUGUGUUGCUGUGACUGCUCUCAGUUUAAUAAUUUUAACUCUUCUAGCAUUUUCAAGUAUGCAUAGUGUAUUAGUGUAUCCUCGUCUGUGUUGUUUGAUUUAUAUAUGGUGUUGAAGGUCUUGCUCACCCUGUGUCUACCUAAUACCUGCAGAUCAACGGCUCUCUGGCUCCGCAGGGCCAGCAAGGACCUGAUGAAGAGGGGGCUCAUCAGGAUGGUGUCAAUAUUGUGGGAACUGUUCUAGUGCCUGAUCUGUAUCCCAAUUCAGGCUCAAAAUGCGCCCCAUUUACUUCACCUCUAGAAUAUCUCUUUCCUGUCUUUGUGGAAUAGUAACAUAUGAAAUGUCAUACCUGCUUAAAUCUUAGUUGCUACAUGCUAGUAGGAGAUAAUUUUUCCAAUUCUAUCUUCUGCGAUUAAAACAAAUCCACGACAGAGUUGCAGCAAAUAGAUUUUUACCAGUUCUAUCUUCUGUAUCAAAAAAAAUCCACAACUGUUUCAAAUGACAGUAGCAGCAUGCCGAUUUUUAUCAAUAUUGUGGAAAUUUCUCUAAAGUAGAAGUUGCUUAACUAUGCAAGUUGCUUUAAAUUUGGGAAAUUGCUCUGAAGUACAAUAUGUUAGAAGAAACUACCAUGUAUCUGGAAUGGAUCAUCAAUCACUCUUUAUACACUUGCAACUCAGUUUCUUUCAUAUAAGUUCUGCUGCCUUUCUUUAGGUUGAGCUACUGCCCUGUUAAUUGCUUUUACAAACAUUAUCAUUUGCCAUAUUGCUUUAACAAACAUUAUCAUUUUUUCCGUUUCUCAAAUACAAAAUAGCUUGCUCCUUCUAGUUGUGGCAUCCCCAUUGUUAAUCUUUAUGAUGUUGUUCCUCACUAAUAUAAUAUUUACUGAUUAUUGGUAGUCACUAGUAUUCACUGAUAACUAUGCCUCGUUUUGAUUGUUCUAUUGUUAUUUAUGCCAAAAGGUUAACAUGUUCGAAUUUAUUUUGUUCCUGACCAUUUUGUUUUAUAACAUGCAGAUGGUGGCCUCUAUUCAUGUUUCGUCCUGAGCUCCAGGAUGAAGAAGUUGGAAGAAGCAAUGCAUGCUGGAUCUAGGCAUGCAUGCAUGCUCUAGUAUCCCUGCUUCUGAACCUAGCUAGGGAGGUGCAGGACUUUGUUGUAACGUUGAUUUUUUUGGGAAUUUUGCUGUACUGGUGAUUUUGCUGAGAGUUUGGUGUAUAUUUGCUUGCCACUAUGUUUACUUGAUAUUUAUUUCUGGAUUAGAAAAUAUAUUGGCAUUGAAUC
Aegilops tauschii subsp. strangulata is the source of this 3140-nucleotide messenger RNA. RefSeq lists its product as uncharacterized. NCBI's taxonomy places the organism in Eukaryota, Viridiplantae, Streptophyta, Magnoliopsida, Poales, Poaceae. The record is from RefSeq and is a predicted model, not a curated record.